AUGCACGCUGCGGCGGAAAGGGAAGGUGCGUUUGCACCAAGGAAGGCUCAACCCAGAGCGCGUCGGAUCAAGGCAAAACCCGAAGCCGAACCGUCCGCUGCGGGGGAACGCGGUGUGAACAGCUGGCGUCCGACUUCUCUGCCGUCCAGGUGGCAAUCAACCUGGCCAUCGGGCAUCAUCAAGCGCAACAUCAAGCUCAGCAUCCGCUUCCACCCUCUCGCCCCAAUGAAUACCUUUCCCCUCUGGCUCGGUGGCCGGGAGCAGGCCGGACGCGGCGACGCGAUUGCCGUCGAGGACCCAGCCACGGGCCAAGUGUUUGCUGCGUGCGAUUCGGCCUCGGAUGAGGACGUCGAGGAUGCCAUCCAGCUCGCCCAAGAGGCUUUCCUGUCGGGGUCCUGGUCCAAGCCGUCGUCGCGCCACCUCCGAGCCGAUGUCCUCGACGGCAUCGCCGAGCUGCUAAAGGACGAGCUGCCGCGGCUCAUCGAUCUCGAGGUCCGCCAGACCGGCCGCGCCGUCCGCGAGAUGAAGGUCCAGCUGCCAUCACUCCUGCGCUGGUUCCGCUACUACGCCGCGCUCCUCCGCACCGACGAGCGACCUGUGCUGCCGACGAGCGGCGCGCUGCACAACUGGGUCGAGCGGGUGCCGCUCGGCGUCGUCGUCCAGAUCACGCCCUUCAACCACCCGCUCCUCAUCGCCGUCAAGAAACUCGCGCCCGCGCUGGCGGCCGGGAACAGCGUCAUCCUCAAACCGAGCGAGCUGACGCCGCUCACGAGCCUGCUGCUCGGGCCCGUCUUCGCAAAGGCUGGCCUGCCCGACGGCGUCUUCACCGUCCUCCCGGGCCUCGGAAUCGUCACCGGCCGCGCCCUCGUGAACCAUCCGUUGGUCCGCAAGGUCGAUGUCACGGGAGGCACGGCCGCCGGGCGGGCCAUCGGCUCCGUCGUAGGCCGCAACCUCGCCCGCUACACGGCCGAGCUUGGCGGCAAGGCGCCGGUGGUGGUGUUCGAAAAAGCCAACGUGGAUGCGGCCGUCAACGGAAUCGCCUUUGGCGCCUUCGUCGCUUCGGGCCAGACGUGCAUCGCGGCGACCAGGAUCAUGGUCCACCGGAGCAUCAUGCCAGAGCUGAUGUCGAAGCUCAAGGUAAAGUGCGAGUCGAUCCGGCGUCGAAUAGGUUCGCCGACGAACGAGGCGUCGUCCAUGGGGCCGCUGGUCUCAUCCCGCCAGCUCCGCAAUGUCCAGCAGCUCGUCGACAGCACCAUCCGCGAUAAUCGAGCCGCCAUCGUCUGCGGCGGGCAGCGAAUGGCGGGGGCAUCCCCCCUGGACGGCACAGACUUGUCCAAGGGACAUUUUUACCCGCCCACCGUCCUCUCCUCCGUCGCUGAUUUCGACAUCACGGCGACGGAGCUGUGGAAGGAGGAGGCGUUCGGGCCCGUCAUCGUCGUCGUCGGCUUCGACGACGAGAACGAAGCCGUCCGGCUCGCCAACGACAGCAUCUUUGGCCUCGGCGCCGGCAUAUGGACCCAAAACCUUAGCCAGGCCUUCCGGGUCUCGGAGAAGAUCAGGGGUGGCAUCGUUUGGGUCAACACGCAUCAUCGAAACGAUCCCAGCAGCCCGUGGGGCGGCGCGACGAACGCGAGCGGCGUCGGCAGCGAGAACGGUCUUGCCGCCUAUCACGCCUACUCGACGGCCAAGAGCAUCGUCAUCAACUACGCUUCCGCCGACGAGUCCAUCGCUGCCGAUGACUGGUUCCGGGAGGGAUCGGGCGUGGAGCGCUACGGCUAG
Messenger RNA from Drechmeria coniospora, 1779 nucleotides. Its product is annotated as betaine aldehyde dehydrogenase. NCBI's taxonomy places the organism in Eukaryota, Fungi, Ascomycota, Sordariomycetes, Hypocreales, Ophiocordycipitaceae. The record is from RefSeq and is a predicted model, not a curated record. Bases 1 to 1779 code for a protein of 592 amino acids. The transcript has a single exon. Gene Ontology annotation, molecular function: aldehyde dehydrogenase (NAD+) activity.